Molecule: messenger RNA, 640 nt
Organism: Porites evermanni
Lineage: Eukaryota; Metazoa; Cnidaria; Anthozoa; Scleractinia; Poritidae
Source: the annotation of a GenBank genome assembly
AUGUCGGCAGUGUCGCACAGCAAGGAUCAAGUUCACAGCAAUCCUGAGGGACCAUCAACCUCAACAGGCGUAUUGAAUACGGAUAAAACGAAAGGUAAGCAAGCACUUCUUAGCUUUAAUCUGAAACAUUUACUGUAUGCUAUAUUUUUUAUCGUACAUCAACAUUCGAUUUCGUUUCAAACAAACUUUCAAGGAUAAUGCGUGUAAAUAAUUUCCAUUUUGAUUUUUAUCACCUGAUAACUUGAAUUUUCAAGAAAUACUCACUCAGUAACUGCUUAUGUCAGUAUCUGUUUGGCUUUGGCUAUAUUAGACCCUGAAUUUGAAAGAAUAUUCAAUUUUUGUCUUGUCAGAAUUGUUGAACAAGGGCAUCUUUGUGGGACCUUUUUGUGAGAAAAAUGGUUUGGAUGUGGCAGCAUUGCAGAGCGAGGACCUCAAACCAUUGAAAAGGGAACAUUUAACUGUUGGUCUUGUUCUAGAACUCUGGAAAAAAAAAGACUCUGUCAAACAAAUGCAACGGUGGAUCAGUGGGUUGACUCCAGUGGAGCUACAACAAUAUCAGAGUGGUCUAACAUCUCAAAAUCUAAACAAGGCAUGCAAUGAUUUACUGAAGAAAUCCCAAAAACUGGGUAAAAAUAAAAAG